Gloeophyllum trabeum ATCC 11539 is the source of this 464-nucleotide messenger RNA. RefSeq lists its product as uncharacterized. The record is from RefSeq and is a predicted model, not a curated record. Lineage: Eukaryota; Fungi; Basidiomycota; Agaricomycetes; Gloeophyllales; Gloeophyllaceae. The transcript has a single exon. Bases 120 to 275 code for a protein of 51 amino acids.
GAAGUAUUUGGUCAUACAUUAGAUUACAACAUUAAUUACAUUUACUCCUUCUACACAUAGGUGUCCAUCGGUAUACCCCAUGGAGCAAAUCCAUAAUAGUCCCAGAAUUCCAGAAGAACAUGACGCAGUGCAAAGCGAAGAUGUACGGCAAGGGUGCAAGGACGAUGCAGGGCACGGAUAGCCGACGGCCCCGAGCUAGAGUGAGACGGUGUGGCGAUAGUCCUCGACCCUCGCAUACGAGCAUCGGAACGCCGGGGAAAGAUUCUGAACGAUGAUCAUCCAGGAGACCUGCAGCAUGGGUGAAAGCUGAAUACGCGUGAUAAAUAAAUAGAAAGGGGAAGAGACCGGCCGAGUGCGAUUGAGCACGCCCUGAUAUAUCCGCCGGAACGUUAUUCUUACAUUCAACACCCUCGAUUCACGACGACGAGCUUCACCAGAGGGAUGCAAGUCUCAAGAAUCCUCUC